AUAUCGAACUAAUGAUUGCUUAAAUAUACAUUGAUUAUUUGUAUAAAUUUAACUUAGAAAAUAAAAAGUACAGAGUCUGUCAGAUGUACUACUAUUUUUACCACAUACAAAAAUUUCUCAAACCUAACUCGAUUAUUAGCUUACGCGUAAAGGAUUAUAACCUAUACAAGCUUAUGCACUGAUGCAAUAGGCUCAUCAAGAGGACAGUAUUUUCCUAUUGUGCUUGUAGUUCGUAUUUUGCCCAUACCUGUCGCUGAAGUCGCAUACGCUACAAGCGAAAAGUGAAGAACAGCCUAAAUUACAAAAUGGCUGUACGUUCUUCUUUGUUAGAAAUCGCGCGAAAAUAUAAGUACGUUGAGCACGUUCGAAAAAGCAUCAAGAAGCGUUCAUUCUUUUUAUUGGACGGAAUGUCUCGCUCAAUGACGUAAGACAAACAACAAAGAAGAGAUGACGCAGAGAGAGAAAGAAAAAGAAAGAGAGUGAGAGAAAGAGAGAGAGAGAGAGAGAGAGAGAGAUCAUAAAAUGUGAUGUCAUCACACAUACACAUACACACGCGUAGGAUCAAUCUUUUUUUGCAUUAUUCGCAUCGUUGACUCUUCGAAUAGAGUUUAGGCAUACACGUGCCGUAGGCAAUGUACGCAUGUAUAUAAUACAUACAAAAGCGAAAGCCUACUAAAUAAUUUAUAUAUAUAUAUAUGUGUGUGUGUGUAUAUAUAUAUAUAUAUACGUGAAAGCAGGCCAAGUCCACAUUUAGGAUGAAGGCUAUUAAGAAAAAUGGGGCAGUCGUGAUACGAAAAGAGGUCUUAAAGCUCGUACUAAUAGAUAGUUGACAUACAGAUAUAUCGUUGGAGACGAAACAGGACAGAAAUAGAAUUAAAAAGAAAAAAGGGGGAAUAUAUUAAAUACGACGAAGCAACCUGACAGUCGAUCGGUUUUGGCGGGAGAUUACCCCGGCUUUGGCUAAGACAUGUGCGAUUAUAACGUGCUCGACUGUCACAUGUCACACAUUGGAAAUUAUCGUAUUUGAUAGCACAUAUUCGAUAAAUUGUCCAAUACGAAAAAAAUUAAAUAAUCUAAAAGAUAUUUCUAUGUGUAUGUGUGUGCGUGAUGCAUUUGAUAACAUUGAAUUCAUUGAUCUUUGCUCUUUAUCGGGAAAGAUAGAGAAUAUAGAUAUGAAAUUGAUGAAAAUCUAUUCUAUUAAUGGCGUCCUAAGGUAACGUGGAAUUUUGUGAAAAGCAGGAUUUUCUCUUAAUUUGAUUAUAACGUCAUGAGAAUACUUUUGGAAAAGAGCGUGAAAAUGUGCGAUCAUGAAAAAUAAAUCUGCUCUAUUGCUUAUUAUCGAUCACCCUAAUAUGGAUGACGCGUGGCGAUCAACGUAUUAAGAUGAAAAAAAAGUAUUCGUGAGGCGUGGUGGAAAUAAUUUUACAUAACGGUGGGGGAUACACGUUUAACAGAAAUAUCGUUCUCCUGGUACCGAAUGAAACUGGUUUGAUCGCUAUUUCUGCACGAGGUGCAGGUGGAGAACAGUGACCUUUCGAAUAGUGUGUCAAGUUCUCAUCGUAUAAAAAAAGAAAUAAAGGAAAAUGUCAAAUGAUGUAUAUACAGAUAUAUGGUACGAUGUUAUUCCACUUCACCAUAGGCCAGAAUUAGUUAAAGAAUGUUGUAAAUUGCUCAAUACAGAAUGGCCAAGAAGUGAAACAGCUCGACUAAAGUCUUUGAAGGUAUCUUGUGACGACUUUCCUACAUGUCUAGUUUUAUUAGAUAGAGAAAGUCGAGUUCUUGGUCAUUGCAAAGUAUCUUUGAUACCUAAAGUACGUCACAGUUGUUACAUUGAAUCAGUCGUAGUUGAUUACAAAUCCAGAGCUCAAGGAUUGGGAUCUAGAUUGUUACGUGGGACGGAAGAAUAUGUGGCAAGGAAAGGUUUCAAAACAGUAUACUUGAUAACAAAAGGUCAAGAACUAUUUUAUAUUAAAAAUGGAUAUACGAUUUGUGACCCCAUCGAAACGUGUGGAUAUAGAAAAUUUCUACCUCCUACUACCAUAGUUGAAGCAAAACAGAAAGAAAAAAAUACACUUUUUUCUGGUCCCCCACCCCCUCCAAUGCCACAAUUAGUAUUUGAAUAUUUUGAUAUAAGAAUGCUAUCUCAAAAAACACACAUGGUUAAAAAAUUAUGAUAAUUACAUUUUACAGAUUUUUUCAAAAUA
Vespula pensylvanica (western yellowjacket) is the source of this 2204-nucleotide messenger RNA. It is a transcript of the gene Naa80, whose product is annotated as N-alpha-acetyltransferase 80. The transcript is spliced from 5 exons. Gene Ontology annotation, biological process: protein acetylation. NCBI's taxonomy places the organism in Eukaryota, Metazoa, Arthropoda, Insecta, Hymenoptera, Vespidae. Gene Ontology annotation, molecular function: acetyl-CoA binding; N-acetyltransferase activity. The coding region runs from base 1584 to 2174 and encodes 196 amino acids. The record is from RefSeq and is a predicted model, not a curated record. Gene Ontology annotation, cellular component: cytoplasm.